GUCCUCUUCUACGUCUAUAAAGACGGUCCUCGUCAGCCCAUUUCUUAUCGAUUUGCUUCCGAGAUCAUCAUCAGAAUCACCAACCCUUCAUUCGCCACAGGUUCAAGAUGAAGUUUCUAGUCGUCUCUCUUUUCGCCCUUGUCUGCGGCUCUGCAGCUCUGGCCACUCCCGCGAACUCUUCGGUGUCGUCGUCCUCAGGCCAGCACCACCCCAAGCCACACCAUCCACACCAACCGCUAGACUCGGGCUGCAAGAAUGGGCCCAAGUCUAGGAACUGCUGGGGCAAGCACUCGAUUGAUACAAACUACUACGAGACCGCCCCGGAUACUGGAGUGACGCGCGAGUACUGGCUCUCGGUAGAGGAAGGGAUCUGCAACAACGAUGGGUACAAGCGUUACUGCCAGACCUUCAACGGAUCCUUCCCCGGACCCCUGAUCUGGGCCAACUGGGGCGACAACCUUGUCAUUCACGUCACCAACAACAUGAAAACCAACGGUACUGCUAUCCACUGGCACGGUCUUCACCAAAGGGGUUCAGUCGAGUACGACGGAGUGCCCGGCGUCACGCAAUGCCCCAUUGCUCCGGGGAAGAGCCUCACGUACAAGUUCAGAGUCACCCAGUACGGCACGACCUGGUACCACAGCCACUUCUCGCUGCAGUACACCGAGGGGCUGUUCGGACCCAUGAUCUUUUACGGCCCUACGACGGCCAACUACGACGAGGACCUGGGUACCCUCUUCCUGCAAGAUUGGGACCAUGACACGGCCUGGCACGGCUGGGAAAACGUGGCCAGCAAGGGAGCUGGCCCGCUGCCAGCAAACGGCCUCAUCAAUGGCACCAACACCUUUGACUGCAAGAACAGCACCGACACCAACUGCCUCGGCGGCGGCAAGAAGUUCUCGGCCACCUUUAAGAAGGGCAAGAAGCACCUCAUCCGCAUCAUCAACAACUCGGCCGACGCCCACUUCCAGUUCUCCAUCGAUGGGCAUUCCCUCAUCGUGGUCUCCAACGACCUUGUUCCCAUCAAGCCCUUCAAGACCCAGAGCGUCAGGGUCAGCAUCGGCCAGCGCUACGACGUCAUCGUCGAGGCCAACGCCAAGCCCGGCGACUACUGGCUCCGCAGCGGCAUGAGCUGCGUGCCCGGCGACACGGGCGCGCUGCGGGAGCGCGUCACGGGCAUCAUCCGCUACGACAAGAAGAGCAAGGCCGACCCGAAGACGACUUCGGACGUGGUUGUCGACGAGACCUGCUCAGACGAGGACCCCAAGAAACUCGUGCCCCACGUCGCCCUGGAUGUCACGCACAUGGGCGAGAUCGUGCAGUCAGACCUGGGCUUCAAGCCCAACGGCACCCCGGCCGAGGGCCAGAACUGGUUCCAGUGGACGCUGAACAACAGCAGCCUCGUCCUCGACUGGCACGACCCCACGCUCGAGAGGAUCUUUGACAGGCAGUCCAUCUUCCCGACCAAGUACAACGUGAUCAAGGCAGAGCCCGCCAGCUACGGCCCCAGCAAGCAGUGGUUCACGCUGGUGAUUCAGAGCAACGAAAUCCCCCUCACCCACCCCAUCCACCUGCACGGCCACGACUUCUGGGUGCUAUCGCAGAGCAAGGCCAAGUGGGACGGCACGCCGCGGGGCUUCAACACCAAGAACCCGGCGCGGCGCGACACGGCCAUGCUGCCCGCGGGGGGCCACCUAGCCAUCGCGUUCCAGCUCGACAACCCGGGCGCCUGGCUGGUGCACUGCCACAUCGCCUGGCACGCCGGGCAGGGGCUGUCGCUCGAGUUUGUCGAGUCGCAGGGCCGCAUCGCGCUCGGCAUGCCCGACCACCACGUGUUUCAGCAGACGUGCCGCGAGUGGGACGCCGUCAGGAAUAAGAUGCCAUUCCCGCAGCACGACUCUGGCAUCUGAUUUGCUUCAUUUUGGAUUUUGCAUCUUCUUGGGCCGUCUCUGUCCGUUUCUUUUCCUGUCUUUUGAGCAUGCAUGUAUGGGCGUUUUCUGCAACAAUCUCUCCUUGUUCUGCAUUUGUGGCUGCAUCUGGAGUUGGGUCUCGGUAUGCAUUGGGAGGAAAUGGAGCUUGGAUUUUUAGAGCUGCGUCGUGUGUGUAAAUGGCAGCACGUAUGCUUCAAAUUCUUCCAUAUUCUAGAAUAGAAUUUUGGGUCAAAGUUAAUAUUUCCCAACCCAGACCACGCAAAAACUUCCAUUUCCAGUUCCAUCA
Molecule: messenger RNA, 2217 nt
Organism: Gaeumannomyces tritici R3-111a-1
Lineage: Eukaryota; Fungi; Ascomycota; Sordariomycetes; Magnaporthales; Magnaporthaceae
Product: laccase-2
Exons: 3
Coding region: 108-1910 (600 amino acids)
Molecular function (GO): copper ion binding; oxidoreductase activity
Source: RefSeq, a predicted model, not a curated record